UUUACGGUAUACGUCUACAUAAAUUAUAACAUUUUUUUCCAGACCAUGGAUGAACUUUCAAAAAGAGACAUUUUAGGCAAGUUUUUACGAUUUCCGGCAAUUUUCUGACACAGGCACUUUGAAGAGGUAAUUUUUACAGAAUUAGAAGAAGACAUCAUGGAUUUUCCUAAUUAUCACGACGGAUAUGCAACUUACUUGUAAACAAAUCAAACAAAGUCUAUGAUACAUUUUCGAUAAUGCAAAAAGAGACAUUCAAGUCUCUGAUUGAGAGCCGCAGAUUGAACAUUCGCACGGCGCAAUGGUAGCGUUUUCGCCGAAUUCGUCGGGGCGAAAACUCCAAGAGAGCCGUACCACUCACCAGUCCCGAACGCUGCGCUGUAUGUUUGAUGAUUUAUCUGGUGCCAUUUCGUGCUUAUAAAUUUGUUUUUUCUACAAUGCCACUAUCUCAUUAAAAUUGUUUGUCAUGAUAACAUUGGAAAUAUUAUCGUUUAAUGGCCCAAAGGAUCGACUGUAAUAAAAGAUACUUUGAAAUAUUGUCAGAGAGUGAUUAGUUAGGUGAUGUUUAUGGUCAGAAUUCAGUCAUGGCUUCGGGUGAACUUACGCGAACGCGGUCACUUGCUCACGGGGCGAGUCGGCCUGGCCCUUUGGUGGAAGGCCGUUAGGCAACGUGCAGUGCAGCUAGAGCAGAGUUGGGGAGUCGAGUUAUAGAACAAGCGCACUUUAGUGGCUUGCGUGUUUGGGGAAAAGAAACUGACGAUGAACAUGACAUCGAACAACAAAGAAUACUCGACCAUGAUCGACCAGGAAGACCUUGUCAACGCCGAGGCCGAGCUUGCUCAGCUUCGUCAACGAUAUCGUAUCGUAGAGAACGAUCGGAGGGCCUAUUUGGAUGAGUCAAGUAAAAUUCUGCGAAAACAAAGGAAAUUCAUUGAAACACUGGAAAAAGAGAAAGCCGAGUUUCAGACGGAUAUGCACGUGAUCGGCUGUCAGGCCAAUCAAAGACGAGAAAAUAGUGACCUUCAAACAAUGCAAGAUUUGAUAGAAACAUGUGAGGAGGGUGACCGACAUAUUUCAGAAGAAAUGCAUAAACUACAGAUGCUGGACAAGAAGUUGAGUGACAUGGCAGAGGUUAGUCUCAAUCAUCUUCGUAUUCAAGGAGGUUGGGAUGCUGAUCAAGUUCGCCAUCUUACAAGUCGGAAGAAAAUCAGACUCCUUGAGGGAAAACUAGACAAGCGAACCAUCGCAUUCAACAAAGCCUUGUCGACCAACAACAAGCUUCGUGCUAACAUACAUCAAAUUCGUCGUGAUCUUGGGCUUCUUACAAACACAUACAAGACAGUCCUCAAGAAGCAGAGUGAUGUCAAGAAUAAGAUGAAUGAAAUUAUUCAGUUGUCUACAGCUGCGUACGAAAGCAGGGAGGAAUGUCUAGCUCGGAUGUCGACGAUUAGGGAACGAAAUGAAAAGGAUGAGAUGGCUUAUAAUAACGAGGUAAAAGGCUUGACUCGUCUUCUAGCUCAUGAUCAACGUCUCAAAGACUUCAUGAAUCUGAAGACCCAAGAUAGAUCGCAUCUCCUAAAAGCUGCAUCGGAGAGAACAAAACAAAAACUAGCCAAGAGCAGCAAAACAUGUCUUCACCAAGAGGAGAUCAAGGGAUAUGAAGCUGUCUUCGAGCGCCUGAAAGUGUACGCGGGCGAGGCCGACCUCGAUCAACUCGUCCGCGAGUUCAUCAAGAAAGAGGGCGUGGCCUUUGCUCUCUUCAAUUACAAGAGCGAGCUUGAUUGCGAUGUGGAGGCAUUCACGCUCAGGAAUCAAUCAUUAAGAAAAGACAUGAAAAUGUUCAUUAACCAGGGUAUUCAACUGGUAGGACAGAGAGUCAAUAUCAUGAAGGAUUUGGAGGUAAAGGUAGCAGAAACUACUCUGGCGGCAGACGCGGCUCAGAACCGGUACAAGAUGUUUCGCAAAGAUCUCGACAAUGCCUUCCGUCGUAUCGUCGCAUUCCUCCGCAAACUUGGCUGCGAUUCAUCAACGGUGACGAACAGGCUUGGCUGCGGAGGUUCUAUCAACGAUCAGAACGCGAUGGCGUACCUGGGAUUGGCCGAGUUCCUUUGUAACGAUAUCCUACUCGUUGAAGCUUUUCAUCAACAUCGAAGGCAAAAGAAGAAUAGUUCCUCAAAGAAGUUGGCAGCAGCUCAGCAGGGGAGUGUCAUCACGGCCAAACUACGCCCAAAGUCCCCCGUUGCCGUGUCUAUCGUACCACCCCCAGUCGGGGAUGAUGGGGAGAUACCUGCCGACCUGGAACAAAUCGCAUGCAGCGGCAUGGAUGAAUGGCAGCCUCUUUCACCAGACGAGAUAAGAGCUAAAGUCACGCGAACCAUCGAGAGACGCGAGAUGAAGACGCGCAAUUCAUCAAAGAACGACUGGAGAUGGCAGGCUAAGAGUACAGACCCCGGAUCGCCCGAUGUCAUCAGAGAUGUUCAUUCUGGCUCUGAUUUUAUGAUAGAUCAUUCACUAUCAUCAGAGAGGUCCCUUAAUUUUGCUAAGCAGUAAUAAUUCAUAUUUCAAUUUCAACAUGGCUAUAUUUCAUUAUCAGUAAACAAACAAAUAAUGUAAGAGCACAGAUCAUUGCAAAAUUAAAAAAGACCUGCAUAACAUCCUGGGUCCUAUAUUAUAUAGCAUAUACAGAUUAAUCACAAGGAUCAUUUUAAAAUUAAUAGCAAUUAUCAUUAUGUACCCUUGUUCAUAUAAAUUAAUUGCACAGUUAAUUACGAAGUAUUGUGAUACAGGGACCAACAGGCUCCUAUAUGAAAAUAUGACAACCACCACCAACAAAGAGAUAUUCAAAAGCAUAGUCAUGACCUUUAUAAGCGGCAUAACAUGGAUUAGUGAUGAGAAGGAAUCUUAUUCAAUUGGAACAAUUAUUUGAUUUCUGAAGCACAGAGGGUGAAAGUUGAAACUGUAGAGAUGAAAGAGAUGAUACUCCGAAGUCUCCAUGCAGGGGAAGCACUGUUUAUGAAACAUUCAACAACACAACAUUGGGGCAAACAAAAGAUUUCACAAAUGAAAAUUGUAGAGAUUCGCUAGAAUAAAAAAAAAAUGGCUUUGGUGAAAACACCUUCAGAAUUUGAGGAAAGAAAUCUUAAGAAUUUAGAUGCUAGCAGAAUGGUAGUCAGAAAAUGACAGCAAUAAUUAAUUUAUAUAUAAAAAAAAUUAAGGUAAAGAAAACAAAUAAAUAGGACGAAUUGCUCUGUAGUCUAUUUAUGAGUGCACGUGUAGUACCUCCACUCUUAAAAAAUUUAAAUAAAUGAAAAGUAAGAGAAGGAGAAGAUGGAUGGAGACAGGAGAGAAAGAGAGAGGGGGGGAGGAGGUUGGAGAGGAUUUAUGUUCUGAAAGAUGUGUGCUUUAUGUCUGACAAAACUUGAUGGAACUAAACAUCUUUAAAAACUAUGUUUCUCUGGUAAAAAAGGUAUUGAUUAAAGGCAUCCCAAGUUGUUUCUAUUUAAGUCAAACAUGUCUAAAGUAACUAGUCCUAGGUCUCAUAACACAAAGUUCAGCGCCUGAUCGUAAAAUUGAUUCUCACACUGGACUGUACAUUGUCAGCGGUCAAUGCUAUCAAUCGUAAAUUUAAUUUGCAAUCGAUUGCUAAGCUUUGUGUUGCAGUCCUGCCCUGCUAGGCAAUACAUCAUGGCACUGAACUGAAAUCAGUGCAUAGUUCAGGUGGGUGUUUCAUAAAGCU
This is a messenger RNA of Lytechinus pictus (painted urchin), 3733 nucleotides long. Its product is annotated as coiled-coil domain-containing protein 63-like. The transcript is spliced from 10 exons. NCBI's taxonomy places the organism in Eukaryota, Metazoa, Echinodermata, Echinoidea, Temnopleuroida, Toxopneustidae. The record is from RefSeq and is a predicted model, not a curated record. Gene Ontology annotation, biological process: outer dynein arm assembly; cilium movement. Gene Ontology annotation, cellular component: axoneme. The coding region runs from base 757 to 2547 and encodes 596 amino acids.